ACAAGUGACAAUAAUCCACCAACUCGUUUCUCCUGACACAAAAAUAUCUCUCACCAUGUCUUCUUCUUCGUUUUCGUUUCUCUGAUUUCCUUUUUUGACUCUUCUUUCCAAAAUGGAUUAGAUCUGACUCAUGAUCACGUGUCACGACAGUUCAUUAGGAAUAAGCAAGAAGUUUUAUGAAGAAAGAUGGUUGCGGCGAAAGAGAACAAGUUUCUGACGGUGGCACCUUUCGAGUGUGCGUGGAGUGAUGAUCUGAAGUUCCGGGAGGCGGGAAGAGGUUGUGUUGCGUUUGAUGCGUUUGCUCACAAUGAUGUCACGGUGGUGUUCAGAGAGAAUGUGGGGACUCAACAUUACCAUUAUAAGAAAGAUAAUAGUCCUCAUUACAUUGUUAUCAUUGGUAGCAAUAGGAAUCGUAGGUUGAAGAUUCAGGUAGAUGGGAAAUCUGUGGUCGAUGAGGAAGCUUCUGAUCUUUGUCGUUGUUCUUUGGAGUUUGAGAGUUACUGGAUUAGUAUCUAUGAUGGGUUGAUUAGCAUUGGUAAAGGUCGGUAUCCGUUUCAGAACCUGGUGUUUAAGUGGCAAGACCCCAAGCCCAAUUGUAAUGUCCAGUAUGUUGGUCUGAGCAGCUGGGAUAAACAUGUUGGAUAUAGAAACGUGAGUGUCUUUCCUGUGACACACAAUCAUAUCUUGCUUUGGAAGCAAGUGGAUUGCCGUGAAGUUAAAGGAGAUGAGUCUGGUGACGAGAAGUUUGUGGAGGAAGGGACUGGUUAUGAUUAUGAACAAUGGGGACUUGGGAAUUUUUUGGAGAGUUGGCAAUUAUCUGACACAAUCUUUCUUGUUGGUGAAGAGGAAAUGGAUAUCCCUGCUCACAAGGUUAUAUUACAAGCAUCGGGUAAUUUUCCUUUGAGAUCAUCAGAUGGGGAUGUCAUUCAACUUCGUGGAGUAUCAUACCCGAUUCUUCAUGCACUUCUUCAAUAUAUCUAUACUGGACGAAGUCAGAUUUUGGAAUCCGAACUUGCUCCAUUGCGGGAUUUAAGUUCUAAGUUUGAAGUGAUGCCAUUGGUGAGACAGUGUGAAGAAAGUAUAGACCAUUUAAAAUUGAGCAAAAAAGCAUUUGACCCCUGCAGAAAAGUCACACUCUCGUGUCCUAUUUCUCACCCGUUAUCUGGUUUUAUGUUCCCAAGUGCUUUCCCUAUUGAUGUGGGGAAGCUGGUAAAGUUGUACUCAACCGGCGAGUAUAGUGACAUAAAAAUCUAUCUCAGUGACCAUAGUCUCACUUUCCAAUCUCACAAAGUCAUUCUAAGUCUUUGGAGUGUCGCAUUUGCCAAGAUGUUUACAAAUGGGAUGAGUGAAAGCCAUUCAUCAACGAUUUACUUAACCGAUGUAUCACCAGAAGCAUUCAAGGCUAUGAUGAAUUUCAUGUAUAGCGGAGAGUUGAACAUGGAAGACACAGUGAAUUUUGGCACCGAGUUGAUCCAUCUUCUCUUUCUAGCUGACCGGUUUGGAGUUGUUCCACUUCAUCAAGAGUGCUGCAAAAUGCUCUUGGAGUGCCUCUCAGAGGAUUCUGUAUGCUCAGUUCUCCAAGUGGUUUCGUCUAUCUCAUCAUGUAAACUCAUCGAGGAGAUGUGCAAGAGGAAGUUCUCCAUGCACUUCGACUAUUGUACCACUGCAAGUCUGAACUUUGUCUUGUUAGAUCAGACCACCUUCAGUGAUAUUCUUGAGUCUGCAGAUCUGACAGUGACAUCUGAGGAAAAGAUUCUUGAUGCUGUUCUCAUGUGGUGCAUGAAAGCUGAGGAGUCACACAGUUGGGAAGUAAUUGAUGAGAUGAUGAACUAUUCUGAUCCAAAAAUUUUGUUCAAAGAAAGGAUUCAGUCACUUGAUGACCUGUUGCCUCAUGUACGCUUCUCUUUGUUGCCAUAUGAAUUGCUUAAAAGGUUAGAAAACAGCAACCUAAGCAAAGAAAUCCCUGUAUUCAAUCGUCUUGUGAAGGAGGCUGCGAGCUUCCUAAUUUCCGGAUUGAUAUGCCCAGGAAAUGAACCGAUGUUCCAACAUCGGAGAUCGAGUUUCAAGGAGCUUCAGUACAUACGUGAUGGGGAUAGCAAUGGGGUACUACACUUUGUGGGUACAUCUUAUGGUAGUCAUCAAUGGGUCAACCCCGUUCUCGCAAAGAAAAUCAUCAUUACAUCGAGCAGCCCCACCUCCAGAUUCACUGAUCCAAAGGCUUUGGCUUCAAAAACCUAUGUGGGUACUUCCUUUGCAGGGCCUAGGAUGGAAGACGGCCAUAUAUCAUCCUGGUGGAUGGUGGACUUAGGCGAAGAUCAUCAGCUUAUGUGCAACUACUACACCUUCAGACAAGACGGAUCAAGAGCAUUCGCAAGAUCCUGGAAGUUUCAGGGAUCGAUGGAUGGGAAAACAUGGACAGACUUGAGAGUCCAUGAGGAUGACCAAACAAUGUGCAAGGCCGGUCAGUUUGCAUCAUGGCCAAUCACAGCAGCAAAUGCGUUACUUCCCUUUAGGUUUUUCAGGCUGGUUCUGACCGGUCCAACCGCAGACACAUCAACUCCUUGGAACUUUUGCAUUUGCUACCUGGAACUCUACGGUUACUACCGUUGAAGCGUCUGCAAUGAAUGACCUUUUGACUGUCUUCUACUACACACGAUUUUCUCUUUUAUCCUGUUUACCUUUUGUUCUUGUUCUUGUUCUACAGUGAUCUUUGAACCUGAAAGUUUUUCUCAACAAAUGUUAAAGUUGAUUCCAGUUAGAUUGUUUUGAUUUUUAUGCAAGAGAUUCCGGCUGUGGCUGUAGCGUAAUGAGUUCUACUUUGUUUGUUAUGACUGGUUUAAGAAUCUCUUGCAUAAAACUGAUGAAACAGA
Messenger RNA from Arabidopsis arenosa, 2870 nucleotides. The record is from the annotation of a GenBank genome assembly. NCBI's taxonomy places the organism in Eukaryota, Viridiplantae, Streptophyta, Magnoliopsida, Brassicales, Brassicaceae.